This is a messenger RNA of Cervus elaphus (red deer), 958 nucleotides long. RefSeq names its product liprin-alpha-1-like. Gene Ontology annotation, cellular component: presynaptic active zone. Bases 170 to 958 code for a protein of 262 amino acids. Gene Ontology annotation, biological process: synapse organization. The record is from RefSeq and is a predicted model, not a curated record. The transcript is spliced from 7 exons. Lineage: Eukaryota; Metazoa; Chordata; Mammalia; Artiodactyla; Cervidae.
UCCCACGUCCAAGGAGUUGGGAACAUAUAAUGAAGAACUGAAGGUGUGCAGGGAGCAGCUUCUUGCCAGAGAAGAAGAAAUUGCUCAGCUGAGAGCAGAGAGGAACAACACCAGGCUGCUGCUGGAACACCUGGAGCUCCUCGUUUCCCGGUAUGUACCAUCCCUCCGGAUGACGGCGGACAAGCAGCAGGCGCAGUCCCCAGCCGGCAUGAUCAGCGAGGUGGAGGUGCUCAGGGCGCUGAAGUUUCUAUUUGAGCACCACAAGGCCCUGGACGAGAAGUUGAGACAGCAGGCCCGCGUGCCGGCCACCGUGGCCCAGGCCUUCGAAAGAGACGAAGGCGUGUCUGACGGCGAGGGCGACGGGGUCACCCUCCUCAGCUCGGCUGUUCAGCUGCCGCCCAGUGGGCAGGCUGAUGCCAGGACUCUUCCUGCGAUUCUUCAGGAGAAGCUGGACGCCACCAACCAAGAGAUCCGGUGGAUCCAAGAAGAGGAGAACACCGAGCAGCGGGCCAAGGAGACUGAGAGCAGGGUGGGCAAGGCGAGCUCAGGCAGCCUUCGUCGUUUUAAAUCAGUGAGCUCCCUCGACCUGUAUUUUGCCUCCUCGCUUGCCAGCUCCUGCCCGCCCAGCAGUGUGCCCGCCACGCCCCGAAUGAGGCGUCGAAGGCCAGCGCAGAACAUAGACCGGCUGGGCACCAUGCCUCUGCUCGACGGACUCUCAGGACGGCCCCGGGGGCAACCCCAGCAUCAACAGCAGCCAGGACUCCAUGGACAAAGCCCCAAAGAAGAAGGGCAUCAGGUGCUCCAUCGGCCGCUUGUUUGGCAAGAAGGAAAGGGGCCGGCCUGGACACCCCGGCAAGGAGGCCUUAGGACCAGAGCCCAGCUGCUGCUGUUCCGCAGGUGCUUCCAGGAGAUGCACCUCCUGCAAGAGCCAUUGUCCUGCGGCUCUGGGGCUGCCUGA